UCAGCCUACUAAAAAAUCUGUUAAAAUGACCCCACCACAAUCAAAAACCAUUAUGUCGGGUAAAAAUAGUAAACAUGGCAAAAAUAAUAAUUUGUGCUAUCCUGCAGAUGAAGAAAAACACAAAUUAACUUUUAAAAAAUGUUCCAUCGUUGCAAUAAUUUAUUCAAUAAGCAAUCAAAUGAAAAAUAUAUUGAUAAUCUCAAUCACCAAAAGGACAAUUAUUUAGUUAAACCAAAUGAUGAGCUGCCGUUGGUUGACAUUUUGAAAUCUUCGAAAAGCGAACGCCAAUCUAAUAAAGCAACUAAAGAAUGUAUUAAAAAAUCGAAAAGUCUUAAAGUAGCCAAAAUGGAUGGAAAGAUCAAUAUCAUAAAGAAAUAUUCUCGAUUUCAAUCUGGAGAUGCCGCUGGUAAAUUUGAAAAAGAUUCGCGCAUAAUAAUAGAUAGCAGACAGGUUUGUCCAAAUUAUCAAGUUCCGUUAGUGAACACUGUUGCCGUUAAGAAAAAGGUUCGCUUUGCCUCAGUGUGCAGUAAUAUUACAAACUGUCUCAUACCAAGGAAUCAAAAAAAGGAAUCAAAUCCCGUAAUCUUCCUGUUCGAAAAUAAACAUUUUAAAAAGAAUAAUGGUAAAUUGUGUUCUUGCUGUGGACGUGUUAAAAGAAAAACAAGAAAAGCUGUAACUUUCAAUAACUCAGUUGUAUUAACAUCUAAAAUUAGUAAACCUGUUAAACAAACCAUGGCACUUCAAGAAAUUAGAAAAAGACAUAAACUACCUUGUCCUCGUUGCUUUUGUCGGAAACAUAAAUCGGUUAUGGAUAGAUCUAUGCUUAGGGUUUAUGGUAAAAAAGAUGGUUCAAGCGUGUUUGGACACCCCAUAUGUAAUAAAGAAGCUGAAACACGAUUCGCAAUGAUUCAUUUGGAAGCCAAUAAAAAUAAAUAUAAUUAUGAAACUACAAUUUGUCCAGUUAAAACAAAAAAGAAAGCACCAGCAUUAGAAUACAUAUACAUUCGACCUCAAAGAAAAAAUAAUAAAAAUAAACAGUUAACCGAACCAAAAAUUUGCGACAAAAUACAUAAAGGAAAAAAAAUUAAAAAGUUGUGUAAGGCGAACAAAAAGCACGUGACAAAUAGAAUGAAAAAGUGUAAAGAUACAUUCGGCUCGUUACUUGUAACUAAACCAAUUUUAGGACUUCAUAAAUUAGGAGUUCCUAAUGUUAAAGCUGUUCUACCUUUGCACAGGGUAGUAUUUAUUCCCCGAUACAUUUACCAUAACUUUCAACCAUAUUUGCGAGGCCCAGUUCGAGUAUCGAAGAAUUUGAUUAAACGAACUAAGGACGGCCCCGUGGCUGCAAUACUUAAGCGAUUCAAAUUGAGGUUACAUGCAGUCAAAUUCAUUUUUAGUCCGGUCAAGGUUGAUAUAGUAAUAGUCACGACUCAAAGUCAAGUUGAAAUUUGAAAUAUCAAAGCAAGAUAAAGCAAGAUGGAAAUCAACGCCAUAUUUGCAAUUUUAGCCUUACAUAGUCCUAGGUUCUACCCACAUUAUGUCUCAUUCUAAGAGUGUCUUCUAGUCUUGUCCUUGGAUGUAAGAAGUCUAUGAAUGUCGUACUGUACUGUUACUAGUAGUUGCCGUGUGGUCUUGUGUAUUGUGUUCGGAGCUAUGUAGAGCUCAAUGUGAUGGUUUUUUUUUGUGUCUAUGUUGUUGUUCAAAAUAAAUUUUAUAUCAUC
Molecule: messenger RNA, 1721 nt
Organism: Spodoptera frugiperda (fall armyworm)
Lineage: Eukaryota; Metazoa; Arthropoda; Insecta; Lepidoptera; Noctuidae
Exons: 1
Coding region: 139-1452 (437 amino acids)
Source: RefSeq, a predicted model, not a curated record